Messenger RNA from Sphaeramia orbicularis (orbiculate cardinalfish), 4162 nucleotides. It is a transcript of the gene pbxip1b, whose product is annotated as pre-B-cell leukemia homeobox interacting protein 1b. Lineage: Eukaryota; Metazoa; Chordata; Actinopteri; Kurtiformes; Apogonidae. The record is from RefSeq and is a predicted model, not a curated record. Gene Ontology annotation, cellular component: membrane.
GAGACACUCUUUGAGUCUUCAAGUUGGAUGAAAGAGUGGAGAGAGAAGUGUCUGCUGUUAGUGACAGACUGUGGGCUCUGAAGAAAAGCCAGCGACGCAUUUAGGAGACAGGCAAAGCCUCUAGGGGGCCAUGUCUGGAGGCAGCGGUACCAACAACAGCUGGACCAUUCUCACAUCUGAGGAGACAGUUGCUGAAACCCUGAGGCCUGUGGCAGGGGGAACAGAGCACCAUGAAGGAAGCCAUACAUCUGCAGCAGAGGGUGCUGUGCCUUCAGAGGGGCUCCCUGCAGAGGACCACCUGCUAUUGGAGGAAAAAACAACCGAGCCAAGUGGAGACAAAGACGUCCACAAAGUCGCGGCCUCCUCCAUUCCUGACAUCCCUGUUCCCACAUCAUUGGAAGUCAUGAGCAGCUGUGUCCCCGACAGUGGAAGCCGAUCAGACAAACCACCUGAAGCCACAGCACAGACCAACGCUGAUCCUGACUCAUUCUCUGAUUCCUACACCCACAUAAGCCCCUCUCCUGAUGAGAGCCCAGCAUCACCACUGAGCACUGAGACUCUGGGGGGGCUGGAGUCAAUACAAGAAGAAGAACGGCUCACACAGGAAGGAACGCAGCAUCCAGUGGAUGGGGAGGAGUUGCAACAAGAAGAGGAUGAGUCGGAGCUAUCUCAGGGCAUGACCGACUUAGGGAAAGUGGCAGACUCCCCAGUGGAUUCAGAAGCGGGGGAGGAGAGGCUUGAGACGAAGGGAGAGGAGGGAGAGGAGGUGAGGAGGCGAAGGCCUCUUCUUGCAGCUCUGGAGCGGAUCGGAAGGACAGAGGAGGAAGAGGAUGAAGAGGAAGAAUUUCAAGUGCCACAGAGGGAGGAGGACAGCGGGUUAUCACUGAACAAAUGCAUCCUGGGUGCUGUUAUUCUAUUAGGCCUCGGCACCAUUUUUUUCUCAGGUGUCUUCAUGGACCUGGAUGAUGAAAGUGACUAUGGUGCAAGAGGGCUGAAGGAUUCAGAGGCACCAGGAAAACAGGACUGGCUUAAUCCAGACGUUCCUCCGCCUGCAGCAGAUGCUGACAAUACAGAGCUUCUAAACAAGUUAGCCGAAGGGAACCAGCACAUCACUGAGCUACAAGCCCAGCUUCAGGCACAAAAAGAAGAGCUAAAAGUAGCCAAGGGACAGGCAGCAGAGGGAGCAAAGGAGCGACUGCAGUGGGAAGAGGUGGAGAAGGAAAACAGUAGGUUGAAGAAAAUGAUGGCAUCUCUCCCUGUCCUUCAGAAAGAGAACGAGAGGAUGAAGAGAGAGCUGGAGUCUGUCCCGGCCCUACAGAAAGAACUAGAAAGACUGACGUCCACUGUGACUGAAUUAAAACUCUCCUCAGCAGCUGAAGCGCCUGUAAAGGCUGCUACAUCUCCCUCUAGUGGCCAGAUAGAACAUAGCAGGCACAGCACAGCUGACCCUGCAGAAAAGCAGGCCAGGAAACCAUGGAAUGAGCAAAAGGAAGGGAAGAAGAAGGAUUGGAAGAAGGAUAAAUAUGACAUGGGUGAGAAGAAAGAGUGGAGAGAGGGAGAAAAUCUGAAUGGAAAGGAGAGAAAGGCACGCAAAGAUGGAAGUAAAGCGGAGGGCAAAGAGAAGGAAUGGAAAAAGGGAAAAACCGAGCAAGGAAGGUUUGACAAGGAGAAGGAAGGUAAGCAGAAGAAGCACAGUGAAGAGCCAAAACAAUGGAAAGGAAAGGAAAAAGAAUGGAAGAAAGAUAAGGCUAGCAGAGGUGAUGAAGGAAAGCCUUGGAAGGACAGGGAAGGGAAGAACGAGAGGAUGGAGAAGAGUGAAAAAGACUGGAAAAAGUCAAAGCAUGACAAAUUAAAUGAGGGUAAGGAAUGGAGGGAUAAAGAGCAGAGGAAAGAGUGGAAAUCAGGAAAGGACCAUGGAGAGUGGCAGAAGAGCAAAGACGAGUGGAGGGGAGAGAAGGAGUGGAAGAAAGCAAAAGAUGGUUUCAAGGACAGUGGCAAAGAGAAAUAUGAGAAAAAAGAUCAGAAGGAGAAAGGAGAGAAAAAAGAAUGGAAGAAAGAUGGUGACUGGAAGAGUAAGAAUGGCAAAGAUAACAGCAAAGAAUGGAAAGGACAGGGUGAAAGGAAACAUGAAAGCAAAAAUCAUGACAAGGAAUGGAAGGAAAAGGAUGAGAGGAGGCAGUGGAGCAGUGAGAGUAAAACUGGGAAAGAUGAGAAGGAAUGGAAAAGGAAAGAUGAGAGGAAACAGAGGGGAAACGACAAACGGCUUGGUGAGGAAGGAUGGAAAGAGAAAAAGCACAAUGCAGAAUGGAAAAAAGACAAAUCAAGCUUCCGGAAACACACAGAGGAGCUCAAAAACAGUGGGGAUCAUGACCAUCAUGACCACGAUGAAGAGCAUCUGUGGGGGGAGAGGAAACCCCCUCACAGCCACCGUCGACCCUCCCCAAACCAGCCCGAGUACUGGGUCCAUAAGAGGGACCGCCUCCAGCACAGCACCAGACCCCAGCAGACUUGCGCUUCCACGGAGGCCUGCGCCCAGGCUGACAGGGUCCGACUGGUCCACUUAACUGAGUUCCAGACCACCCUCCAAACCUACCUCUCCAAAGCAGAGGAGGCGGGGGUCGACUCCUCCACAACAGACGAGCUCAGAAGGCUGGCCGCAGAGUUUUUCAAAGAUGGACUCUUUGUUCACGACCAGAUGAGCUUUCAAGAUUAUGUUGAAGAUAUAGGAGACAUUCUGGAAGACAUGGUGGAGGAGAAUGAGAAUGAGGAAGAAGAGGAUAGCGCUAUUGAGGAUGAAAUGGAGGGCUUUGAAUUAGAGGUGAUGCAGAAGUUUUCAGUGCCAGGAGCUGGAGAGGAAGAGAAAAUCAAAGGAGAGUGGAGGAAGGAGAGUGUACGAGGACGAGGCUGAAUUGAAGGCAUUGAUAGAUCUGUCACAAGAGGCUCAGCUGAGUCACGACAGAUGAGAGGUUAUUCGAAGAGAACACCUUAUAUCGGACCACAAAUGCUUACAAACCCACAUUCAUCAUCCUGCCACCCUUUGAACAGGCUGGCCGAUCUUAUUUUACCUCUUCCUGCUGCCCCAGUGAUUUAACUUCUCAUUUAAUUUGACAGUUUUUCAUGUUUUUGUAUUGCAUCUAUACACCAAGGCAUAGAUCUUACACUGUUAUAGAGACAUCGCAAGCAUUUACGUCAGGCCCUGCUUCUUGGGAAAGACUUCAAUGAUAUGAUAGUGAGACUCUGGAGACAUUGGUGAAGCUUGAAGCACUUUAUGUGCUCUUUCACUUAUGUCUAAUCCACAGAAAACCUCAAACAUCACAUGUGGCUUUUUUAUGUUCGGCUAAACACCUGCAGCUAAUGUUGAACAUCCACUGGUGUGAAAGCCAUUUCUUCUCCCAUUUCUCCUUAUGCACCCAGAUGAUUAAACCUCCCAGAGUUGGAUGUUCCUCUGCUUUGCACUCACCCUCCAGACUAGAUACUGUCCAGUCUUAUGCACAUCCCUCUUAAUCUGUAAACACCUCUGUGCACUGAUGACUACACCUUUUCCCUGUUUAGGCCUGUACAUAUUUCAUCUUAAUGUGUUAUUUGCUUUCACCUGGCUGUUAAUGUCAGAAUAUCUUGAAAUCAACAACCAGUUUUUAUAAAGCGUGCUGAAAAACGUUUGGCUGAGUCAGUAUGUGUUGAUUUUCUUCAGAAUGUUUGUACAUAUUACAUAAACUCAUUGGUUAAAGGACAAUGCUAAUAUGUGGAAAUGUAUUUAACUUAUUUUAUAGGCAUUGAAAAUGUAUAAUAUAGAUUUAAAAAAAAGAAAUUGGUGGGUUAAUAAAAUAUUGACAUGUUGAGCAUGUUAUGUUUCUUUCUGGGUACAGAAUGUUUGUUGUGCACUAAAAUGUCCUUAAUCAUUUAAUUUUGAAUGUUUGAUUAGAUAAGUCACUACACUGUCAACAUAUACUGCUUUAAAAAGUGCAUGUUUUCUAAGUUCUUUGUUGAAGUAAAAUAAUUGUACUUCUUCAGGGCCUACAGCCAAAUAGAGAUUGAAUUUCAGAAAGCGUCAUGCAGAACCACAUACUGUGCAUGCGUUAGGCAACACAGACUCUUAUUUGUUUGUUAGGAUGUUCCUAAGAGUGCUGUACUUAAUAAAUCUGGUCAACGUCUUGAUGAAAAA